AUGCAUGAUACCAUGUUUAGUGACAUAAACUCUGCCACAGAAUGUGCAUUACUAUUUCCGAUAACUAUUUCAGAAUGCUACGAGCUUGUUUCUGUGACAAUGGAACGUGCUCAUAUAUUUCUUAAUUGUAUUAAUAAUAUUGACCAAAAGAAUCGCACGUUCUCAAACACAGCCGAAUAUCUUGAUAUCACCAUAAACGAUUUAAGUGCGUCUGUUUCACUUCUUUUUGUCAUACAGAAUGUAUUUCCAACCAAAGAGAUACGAGAUGGGUCUAGAGACCUGAUGAACAAAUUGAAUACAUUUUUUAUUGAUAAUUUUUCAUCAAAUCGGAAACUAUAUUAUGCUUUGAAGGAUUUGAAAGAGAGUGAAUCAUAUCAAACUGAGUACAUGGGAAAAAAGGGUCGAGAUGCCGAGUAUUCAUACUGGCUGGAAGAAAAACUGUCUCAUUGCAAGCUCAGUGGAACGGAACUUCCAGAAAAUGAUUUUCAGAAAGUAACGAAGUUGCAGGAGGAAAUCGCUGAACUAUGCAUAGCAUUUCAACAAAAUAUUAAUGAGGAUGCGACAGAGCUUCAGUUUUCUACUGAUGCUUUGAAAGGUGUAUCAGAGGAUAUUCUGACCUCGCUAAAGAAAGGGGAUGAUCAUACAUACAUUUUAAAAAUUGAUUAUCCAACGUACUUUGAGGUACUGAAGAGUUGUGAAGUUGCAUCUACGCGCCAAGCUAUGUAUACUGCCUUCAAUAACAGAGCAUAUCCACUAAAUAAUGAUGUUUUGCGUGCUGUCAUUAACAAACGGCAUCAACUUUCUCUCAUACUUGGAUAUGUUUCGUAUGCGCAUCUUAGUUUGGAGGACAAAAUGGCGAAGUCACCCGAUGUUGUGCAGAGCUUUAUAGAUGAACUGAUACCGAAAUUGAAAAGAAAGUGUGCAGAUGAAAUUGAAUUAAUCAAGAAGAAUCUACAUCCGAGUUGUUCUCUUAUUGAGGGGAACCUUAUGCCUUACGACCUAAUAUUCAUGAUAGAUCAAAUAGAAAAAACACUUUUUAACGUGGAUGAAGCUAAAAUUAAAGAAUACUUCCCCAUUUAUUCCACAAUGAAAGCCAUUUUCAGUAUUUGUGAGUCUUUUUAUGAUCUUACAUUCACCCGAAUUGACAACGGUCACGAGUUAUGGCACAAUGAUGUCUUCACAGUUGUAGUGAAGGAUAAUCGAACCAAUAAGCUCCUUGGGCAUAUCAUUCUCGAUUUGUUUCCACGCGAAGGGAAAUGCAGCCAUGUCUGCUGCUGCUCUGUAAUAUCGCCAGUGCGUAUUAACAACAGCAAGGACGAAUUUUACCCGGGACUUUCGGUGGUAAUUGCUAACUUUUCAGUGGGAACUAAUGACCAGCCUUCAUUAUUUCGACACAGGGAUGUUCAGAUACUUUUUCAUGAAAUUGGACACGGUAUUCACAGCCUCAUGGGCCGUAGCCAGAUGUCAAUGUUCUCUGGGACUCGAGUCAAGCUUGACUUUGCGGAAUUACCCUCUAAAAUUUUUGAAGAAUGGUUGUGGGACACAGAAAUAUUACAAAUGGUUUCGUGCCAUUAUCAAACUAAGGAAGCAUUGUCAAAAGAACUUAUUGAGACUAAGAUUCGCUCUAAAAACGCUUUCAGUGGUUUUAAUACGUUGUGCCAAUUGAUCCACGCGUCUUACUCCCUUAAUAUUUUUGGUAUCCCCUUUUCAGCCCAACCGAUCGUCAGGCUCGAUACCUCUGAGCUUUUACACGAUAUUCAGUCUCGGAGUAUUCCAGGUGUGAGCCACAUGGCGAACACUCACAUGGAAAGUUCAUUUGGCCACUUAAUUUCCCAGGGAGCUAGCUACUAUACGCACAUGUGGUCAGCUGUUUUCGCGUUGGAUAUAUUUCAAUACAUUAAAUUGCACAACGGCCUACUGGAUCCUAAAAUGGGUCGCCGGUAUGUGGAUAGCAUCAUUGGAGUUGGGGGUGGUAGAGAUCCCAACGAAUUACUUCGUGAAUUCUUGGGACGCGAGCCAAAGAAUGAUGCCUUUUUCCAAAGUAUUGGUAUUUAA
Phytomonas sp. Hart1 is the source of this 2055-nucleotide messenger RNA. Lineage: Eukaryota; Euglenozoa; Kinetoplastea; Trypanosomatida; Trypanosomatidae. The record is from the annotation of a GenBank genome assembly.